AUGUCUCUUCCCCUACGUACGCUGGGCCGAGAUGGGCCCUCCGUCUCUGCCAUCGGUCUUGGUUUUGGGAGCAUUGGCGGAUUCUACGGACCAGCUGGUACCCUUGAUGAGAAAGUGGCCCUUUUGGAGCACGCACAUGCCGCCGGAUUGCGCUUUUGGGACAUGGCCGACAUCUACGGUGGCAGCGAGGACGUUGUGAGGGAAUGGAUCAAACGAUCCGGCAAGCGCAAUGACGUCUUCCUGACCACCAAGUUCGGGCUCCAGCGACAGCCUAAUGGAAGCCAUACUUUCCGGUCCGAUCCCGAGGCGGACGGAGUCACGCCGAUUGAAAAGACGAUUGAAGCCAUGGUGGAGCUGAAGAACCAAGGCAAAAUUCGCUGUCUGGGUCUAUCGGACGUCUCAGCAGCCACGUUACGGCGCGCGCAUGCCGUGCACCCUAUUACCGCCUUGCAGGUGGAAUAUAGCCUGUUUGCACUAGAUAUUGACUCACCAGCGUCAGAGAUCCUCAAGACCUGCCGCGAACUCGGCGUGGCUAUCGUUGCUUUUAGCCCAAUUGGACGGGGUAUACUGACAGGCCAAUUCCAAUCUCGCGCAGAUAUCCCCGAAGGCGACUUGCGCCGCAUGUACCCCAAAUACGCGGAGGAAAACUUCCCGGAAAUCUUAAAACUGAUCACUCCGGCAAAGGUCGCCCUUGCGUGGUUGCUGGCGACUGGACCGGAUAUCGUCCCUAUUCCUGGUACGAAAUCGGCCGCCAGGAUGGACGAAAAUGCGGCGGCUGCACUGCUGCAGUUGAGCGACCAAGAAGUGCAGGAGAUUAGGACCCUGGCGGAGAAGGUAGAGAUUGAAGGUACUCGGUACCCUGCCGCGGUAAUGGUGACUCUCUGCUCAGAUACGCCGCCGCUGGAAGAAUAA
Messenger RNA from Aspergillus novofumigatus IBT 16806, 912 nucleotides. Its product is annotated as aldo/keto reductase. Lineage: Eukaryota; Fungi; Ascomycota; Eurotiomycetes; Eurotiales; Aspergillaceae. The coding region runs from base 1 to 912 and encodes 303 amino acids. The transcript has 5 exons. The record is from RefSeq and is a predicted model, not a curated record. Gene Ontology annotation, cellular component: cytoplasm.